Alternaria alternata is the source of this 1409-nucleotide messenger RNA. Its product is annotated as HET-domain-containing protein. The transcript has a single exon. Lineage: Eukaryota; Fungi; Ascomycota; Dothideomycetes; Pleosporales; Pleosporaceae. Bases 95 to 1126 code for a protein of 343 amino acids. The record is from RefSeq and is a predicted model, not a curated record.
GGGUCGGCUCUGCAUCUUCACCGACUAUCCUUCAUUGUAUAUCUCUCGCCACGAGCAUCCUGACCAAUUUUCCGGUCAGCACCUCAUGUUCCCAAUGGAUACUGUUACUUUGUGUUCCCAGAAUGAAAUUAGACACCUGCCCUUCGGACACGAUGAGUACGAAAGCAUCUCACAGUGGCUGAGAACUUGCCUGACCGAUCACUCGAAAGAAUGUCCACAAACCCCAGUACGAAAUACACUUACAGUGUAUUGCAUCGAUUGCCAUGAUGAAAGAGUCGUUCCGAUACCUCACGCCGCUAAGUACGUUGCGCUUAGCUACGUCUGGGGUGACACAACGGCACCAGAUGAUGAUGAGACCUUGUCCGAUGCCCCUCCCAUUAUCAAGGACGCAAUGAUAGCUACAUUACGAUUGCGUUUCCGCUACCUGUGGGUUGAUAGGUAUUGUAUCAACCAGCACGAUUCAGCGCAGAAGCACCAGCAAAUUGCCAAUAUGGGCAAUAUCUACGCUGGGGCCACCUUGACAUUCAUCGCUGCAGGAGACACAGAUCACGCAGCUGGGCUGCCGGGAGUCUCUUCUUGUCGGUGCGAUUCAGGUGUAGACUUACAGCUGGGGCCAUACUCUUUCUUGCGCUUCUUCGGCAAUCCAGAGGCCGAGAUCGGGGGCUCUAAGUGGGCUACCAGAGGUUGGACAUACCAAGAGGCUGUUAUGUCCCCUCGAAAACUGGUUUUCACGUCGAAUGGGUUCUAUACUCAGUGCAGUAUACAGCAUUCGUUCGGAAACAGUCAUCCCAUCAAUGGACACUCUGUUAUCUCGAGCAGAAAAAACAGAUUGGUUUGGAAGCGCUCUGGCAUGCCAGGACCAAACAUUGCAACGACAGUAGUCUUUCCGGGUACCUACACCGAUCAUCAACUCCUUUUUCAGAAACCUGUUCUUGACGAGUUCUUCAACCACAUCUCCGAGUACAUACGCAGACACCUCUCUUACGAGUCAGAUCGACUUAACGCCAUCCAAGGCGUGUUGAAUGAGUUCCGAUUCAAAGAACAGCCACUGUUCCAAAUCUUUGGUGUUCCACUUCAUCCGGCUCCCGGAUGGACGAUAAACCAAACACUUUUUUGGCGUAUGUAGAACAACAGUGUGCAGCGACGGACUGACUUUCCUUCAUGGUCAUGGCUCGGAUGGCAGUAUAUCCACGAGAUACCUCGCCAACCAUUUGUCCUGUGUGGUCUAGAAUAUCGGACCACUGACGAACGGUAUUUGCGUCCUUUCUAUAGCUCCACUCGUUUAUGGCUUGAUGAGCACUCGGCGAGAAUAAGUGUAGAGUUUUUGGGUGGUGGCUUACUAAACCUCACGGAGGCACAUCAGUCCAGCAUAGCACUUGACACGGCACUGCCUCAAGAAGCUAGGAUCA